UGAUCCCCUGCUGAUCGCACAAAACACCACGCCCGUCGCGUCAUAUAUGCGGGGGGGCCGCCCCCGUGUCUGUCUCGCCCGUCGUCGCGAGGCCGUCGUCCCCCCUCAACGCCGCGCGCGUCUCAACGCCGCCGUCGACCCCGUCUUACAGCUUGCCUUGUUCGUUGGCACUCACACGCGCGGCCCGCCAGCCAGCACAAACGACGACGACGACGACGAGAAAACGACCGGCGACGACCGGCGACGAGGGCUGAGACGGCGAGCCCCCCUCUCUCCCUCCCUUGACCGACCCUAGGCCGCCGCUGCGCUUUUGCACCAGCAUCGCACAUUCGCAUCUCGCAUCUCGUCCUCAUCCUCCUUCAUCAGCCCCGUCAUGGCCGUCGGCUUCCUCCCCUUCCUCUCCGCCCUCUUCGGCUGGGUCUACACCCUCUGCUGGAGCGCCUCCUUCUACCCGCAGCCGCUACUCAACUGGCGCCGUCGCACCACCAGCGGCACCACCGUCGACUUUCCUUUUCUCAACGUCGUCGGCUUCGCCGCGUACCUCGCCUCCAACCUCGCCUUCUACUACUCCCCCCUCGUCCGCGCCCAGUACGCCGCCCGCCACCGCGGCCUCGCCCCGACCGUCCAGUUCAACGACAUCACCUUUGCCCUCCACGCCCUCGUCCUCUCCCUCCUCACCGCCUCGCAGUACCUGCUCGCCCGCCCGCUCUGGCGCUUCGCCCCCGCCGUCGCCGGCGCCCGCCCCAGCCGCGGCGUCCUCGGCAUCACGGCCGGCUCGCUGUGCGCCGUCGCCGGAGUCUACCUCCUCGCCGUGUCCGCGCGUUCCUCUUCCUCCUCCUCCACCUCCUCUCCCCUCUCGGCGAUUUCUUCUAGCGGCCCCGGGACUUCGGUCGCCGACGUCGACCCCGCCGUCGACUGGUGCGAGCUCGACGUCGUCUACGCCGUCGGCUACGUCAAGCUCCUCGUUACCCUCGUCAAGUACGGCCCCCAGAUCCUCGCCAACUGGCGCAACCGGAGCACCGAGGGCUGGAGCAUCUGGCAGGUCCUGCUCGACCUCGCCGGCGGCGUCCUCAGCAUCGCCCAGCAGGCCAUCGACAGCUGGCUCCAGCGCGACUGGAGCGGCGUCACCGGCAACCCCGUCAAGUUCGCCCUCGGCAACGCGAGCCUCGUCUACGAUAGCAUCUUCAUCGCCCAGCACUACGUCCUCUACAGGGCGGACGACGAUGGCCGCCGCCGGCCCAAGACCCCGUGGAGGGGCGCCGAGGAGCCCCUGCUGGCCGACGAGGAUGAAGAGACCAGGCGGCGCCGGCGGCGUCUGGACUGAGCCCCUAGUCGGCCGUCAUAAACACUACCUUAUAUAUACGGCCUGUGGCCUCUAUCACCCCCUCACGGGAGAACACCACGUACACUAUAUGGAAGAGACGGAACAAGUGUCAUCUAAACCGACAUGAGAGUAUCGUUUCCCCUCGUAGAGCCUACGUAUUAUAUAUAAUACCUCGUGGCCCUAAGUAAUGCCAAAUGACGUUGUGCACGACCGACAUGAUGCCUGACGUCUCAAACUGCCUUGUCCCCGUUCCUCCUGCGCAACAUCCAUUACCAGCUACUAUACAUGGUCUAUUUAUACAAGAG
Purpureocillium takamizusanense is the source of this 1629-nucleotide messenger RNA. RefSeq lists its product as uncharacterized. The record is from RefSeq and is a predicted model, not a curated record. The coding region runs from base 374 to 1324 and encodes 316 amino acids. Gene Ontology annotation, cellular component: fungal-type vacuole; vacuolar membrane. The transcript is spliced from 3 exons. Gene Ontology annotation, biological process: L-cystine transport. Gene Ontology annotation, molecular function: L-cystine transmembrane transporter activity. Lineage: Eukaryota; Fungi; Ascomycota; Sordariomycetes; Hypocreales; Ophiocordycipitaceae.